UUGGUUUAGAUGCACACACUCAGUGUCACUUCCCUGUUCUACUUUCCUGUCUGUCCUCUCACAGGCCUCCUGAAUCAUAUCAGAAAUCUAUAUAUGCCCAUUACACUAUUCAGAAUAUGUUCCUCUGUAGCUCAGUUGGUAGAACAUGGCACCUACAACGUUAUGGGUUUGGUUCCCGGGACCACCCAUAGGUCAAAUAUAUGCACAAAGACUGUACAUUGCUUUUGAUAACCUAAUUACAAUAUGAAUGGACAGCAGACUACCAUAGACCACACAGUCAGUACAGCAGGCUAUGGUGAUGUUCAUUCCUGCCUCUCCUAGAUACAGCUUCUACCAGUACUGUACAACAGAGGAGGCUGGUAUACAGGAGGAUGGGCUCAUUAUAAUGGCUGGAAUGACAGGAACAUCAUUCAUUUUAUUCCCAUUACUUCCCAAAUGAAUGAGGACAUCAUGAGGACUGGAGGCUGCAGUAAUGUUGAGAUGCCAGUAGGGAGAGUUCUAGUCUAGAACACUGGAACCUUCAGUACCACUUUGAUGCAGCUAAUUAGGAGUGAUGGUCAUGGGUGUUUAAAUUGAAUGGGUUCUAAUUGAAUAACAUCAUGGAACUUUGACCUGUAUAUACAGAACUCAGAAGGGCAAGACUGCAGGGUGGGAGAUGCAACAAUGUCCUUGAGAACAGCAGGAAGUGUGUUGAUGGUCUUUCUCUGGUCUGUAGCAGUGGUACUGGGUCAGAGAGGAUGGAGUGUGACUUACACCACUCAGAGUAUCUGUACCUUGAAGGGGUCAACAGUGGAUCUGACCUGCUCUUUCAGAUAUCCCAGAGGUCAUAAAGUCACAUCAACCUUCUGGUUCACUAAAAUUGAGACUGAAGAUCUAGGUCAGAACCCAGAGUAUGCAGGUCGUCUGGUGUAUAAUGGAGAUAAGAAGAAAGACUGUACCCUGAGAAUCACAGACCUGAGAGAGAGAGACUCAGCUACAUACAAGUUCAGAUUAUUAACAGAUCAGGAAGGAGGGACAUUUACUGGCAAACUUGGAGUGACUUUGUCUGUCACAGGUCUUCAGGUGAAGGUGACUGGUGGACAUCAGGAUAAGACACUGACCUGUAUCACCACCUGUACUCUGACUGACAACCCCACCUACAUCUGGUACAAGAACGGACAACGUCUAGAUGAGCCCACUUCCCAUCAAUACUCUAGUAAUACCCUAGUAGUGUUGGGUCAUUCUGUGGACAGUUACUCCUGUGCUGUAGAACACCAUGAGGACCUCCACUCUCCUGCAGUGUGGAAACAGACCUCAGUUCUGACUGCAGCUGUAGGAAUCACAGUGGUUCUGGUUCUCAUCCUCUGUUUCUCUGGACUCAUGUGGUUCAGGAAGAGGGCCUCCAAAUCCCCCUGACACAAGAGACACAGCAGACGAUGGACAGGGAGACUCUAGUCCAGUGUAUGACAACAUCUCAAACAUGGCCAAGAACUCUACUGCAGCACAGACAGAGUCCACAGACGACCAGGAUGAUGUUCACUACGCCAGUGUCCACUUCUCUCGUUCCAAAAACCAGGAAGUGCCUCUGUACUCCACCGUCCAAGUGCUUCAACCCCAGAAAGAGGAUGAGGAUGUCCACUACGCUGCUGUGAAAUUCAACCUCCCCAGUUCUGCCACCUUGUGAGCAUAUUCUGCAUUA
Molecule: messenger RNA, 1678 nt
Organism: Oncorhynchus tshawytscha (Chinook salmon)
Lineage: Eukaryota; Metazoa; Chordata; Actinopteri; Salmoniformes; Salmonidae
Exons: 7
Coding region: 664-1395 (243 amino acids)
Source: RefSeq, a predicted model, not a curated record